This is a messenger RNA of Acanthosepion pharaonis, 1110 nucleotides long. The record is from the annotation of a GenBank genome assembly. Lineage: Eukaryota; Metazoa; Mollusca; Cephalopoda; Sepiida; Sepiidae.
AUGCCCCAUGAAAUCACCUCACAUGUCAUUGCUAGUUCUGGAUUGCAAUUUAGAGCCUAUCUAUCUAUCUAUCUAUCUAUCUAUCUCGGCCUGUUUAUAUCUAUGUAUCCAUCUCUCUAUGUCGGCCUGUUCAUAUCUAUCUAUCUAUCUAUCUAUCUAUCUAUCUAUCUAUCUAUCUAUCGCGGCCUGUUUAUAUCUAUGUAUCAAUCUCUCUAUGUCGGCCUGUUCAUAUCUAUCUAUCUAUCUAUCUAUCUAUCUAUCUAUCUAUCUAUCUAUCUAUCUAUCUAUCUAAUGAUCGCGGCCUGUUCAUAUCUAUCUAUCUAUCUAUCUAUCUAUCUAUCUAUCUAUCUAUCUAUGUUAGCAUGUUAUUUAUCUGUCGAUCGAUCGAUUGAUCGCGGCCUGUUCAUAUCUAUCUAUCUAUCUAUCUAUCUAUCUAUCUAUCUAUCUAUCUAUCGCGGCCUCCUGUUCAUAUAUCUAUCUAUCUAUCUAUCUAUCUAUCUAUCUAUGUUAGCAUGUUAUUUAUCUAUCGAUCGAUCGAUUGAUCGCGGCCUGUUCAUAUCUAUCUAUCUAUCUAUCUAUCUAUCUAUCUAUCUAUCUAUCUAUCGCGGUCUGUUUAUAUCUAUGUAUCCAUUUCUCUAUGUCGGUCUGUUCAUAUCUAUCUAUCUAUCUAUCUAUCUAUCUAUCUAUCUAUCUAUCUAUCUAUGUCUAUAUUAUUUAUUGUUCCUUUCUUUUUUUCCUUUUUUUUUUCUUUGCAGACAUCGUGGCUCUGUAUAUUUAAGUCCUUUCUACUCCUUUCUCCUUUUCUCGUCUCCCUUUUCGUUCUUUCUAUGCAAUUGUUUUCUUUAUUCUUCUGAUUUUCUUCACUCUCUCUUUAACCAAUUUCUUCCUCGCCUCUUUUAUUUUUUCUUUCAUCUCAUAUUACCCGCCUCUUUAAAACUUUUCUCCUUCGUCAGACCUCUGAUUGUCAUCAGAACCAUUACAUUUUUUUUUCUCUUUCACUUGCUUCGACUUGCUCUUCCUUUCUUAAUAUUCUCCAUCCUUUUUUCAUUCUCCCACGCAAUUCCUUCAUUUUUCACCUUUUUCUAUUUCUUCCUUUCUCUAACCUUUUGA